CUUGGCUCCGUUAAGCCUCGCACACCAGAUCACUCUUGCUUCCUACCCUCAGUUCACCGUACAGAACUGUGAGCAGAACAAGCUUGAGUCAACCAAGAGGCGAACUGCUGAGGCAGAGCACACACACAAACCACGCUUGAACGCAAGUGCAUCGCACGUCCAAGCUAGAAUCUGCAGAACUAAAGAGGCGGUAUCAGUUCUCCCCUCAGUGGCGUCGUCUGCAUCAAGCUAGAGACAAGCUUGCUUGCACGUGGUCGGCUGUGUGCCGUCUUCCGAGUGGCGUUCUCCGCGUCGCGCCGGCGCCGAAGCACUCGAAGCCGCGAGCGUCGUCUCACCGCUGCACCCACGGGUCAGAGCCGCGUUCGUCGUGUCGCCGCUGCCGCCGGUGCGAGCCGGUCUCCGCCGCGUGCGAGCACCGUGUCGCGUACGCGUUCGUCCGCAGUGUCGCCGCUGCCGGCUGUCGCGCCACGCGCGUGGUGCCACCGCACCCCCGACGAGGGAGGGGCCGUUCGAGAAACUCGGUCGUAGAGGAUCGCCGUCGCCGCACGGGUGGUCGGUGAAGACUGUGCGAGCGUCGCCGUUGUCGGAGCCGCGUGCUGUUGUCCAGUUCGCUCUAGUCGGAGCGGUGCGUGCUGGACCGUGUCGACGGUGUCGCUUGUGUAGCGGACCUCGCGUCGAGAGGGCGUCGGAGGUGUCCGAGUCCGUCACGGUGGGUCACGUUCGUCAGCGGUGCGUGAGCGUCUUGCGUUUCGGGAGCGAGCGGUCGGCACAAUGAGCGCUGCUGGGUCUGCCGAUGGGUCGGUUGCGUCGCCGCCUCCGUCUUCCGGGUCGCCCUCCCCUCGGCGUGAUGCGUCAGGUUCGGACUCGGAAGAGGGUGCCCUGGUCGGCGCGCCUGCGGCGACGGCGUCGCCGGCCUCGGUGGCCCCGCCGGAGGCUACGGGGGAUUCCUCGGAGGCGGACGGCGGCUCCGGUGGAGAUGCGGAUGGCGGCGAUCUCGCCAACGCCAUCGUAGCGGCGUCCGCGAAUGCAGCGGCCAGCGGGUUGCUGCUGGCCAGCCAGGUGGCGGCGGCGGAUAGCCCUCGUGCCUCGCAGGGUGCUGCGGCGCUGAUAGACCAGGGGCCUGGUUACCUCGAUGCCCCGGUGAGUCGGCGACAAGCCUUUUCGGAUUCCGUGUCCUUGGUGUCCGGUUUGGUCGAGAACUGGUCGGUAGAGGGGCGGGAGCGAUUGCUCGCAGAGCUGCUGCGUGGUCGUCAUGACCCCUUGUCCCCUGUCGUGAGUGACCCGGAUUUGCCGGCCACUCUUCGCCUCAUGCAGACUUUGAGCGAGUCCGAUGAGGGCGCCGACCCGCGUCUUUCUGAUUCGCUUGCCCUCGCCCGCAACUUGCAAGCGGCGGAUAAUGCGCUGGAGGCGCAUUCCAAGGCGGUCUUGCGCCGCGAGCGCAAAACCGCGUCGGGCGGGUCGUUCCGCAGCCCCGCGAAACGCGCUCUCGCCCGCAAACCUUCGCGCCCUCCCGCGCCCGUGUUCACCACAAAUCGCUAUUCCCCGUUAUCGGUUGCCGCGUCAUCGCAGGGUCCCGAUGCCGGUGCUUCGGGUGCCGCCGAGAGCGCCGCCGAUGUAACCGCCGCUGAGGCUCAUCUGCGGGCGGCGCAGGAGCGUCUCCGGCGAGCGCGUCAGCAAGCGGGGUCUGCCUCUCCGGNGGUGCGGAUGGCGACGCGGACGCGGCCCGUCGUUCGUCGCGGGCCGUGGGGCCGGUCGCCGGAGNACCAGCAGGCGGGGUCUGCCUCUCCGGUGGGGCGGUCGUUUGUCGGUACGCCCGCUGAUAGGGAGGAUGGCGGCGCGGACGCGGCCCGUCGUUCGUCGCGGGUCGUGGGGCCGGUCGCCGGAGGGCAGGGUCCCCCUUCGCCUGCGGCUGGUGUGUCUACAGUUCGCCAGCCGCCCACCAUUGCGAGCUUCGCGGCCCAGCAAGCGGUGGAGGCCGCGACAGCGGCCCGCAAAGCGGCUGCCGCCGACGUGGCCCUGAGCCGACGCUUAGAGGAGGCCGCGUCCGCCCGGGCGGAGGAAGCGCACCGGGACGUAGUANACAGACGUGGCCCUGAGCCGACGCUUGGAGGAGGCCGCGUCCGCCCGGGCGGAGGAAGCGCACCGGGACGUAGUAGCCCAAAAGCGGAAGGCUGUGGCGGCCCGCCUGCGGCUGGUGUGUCUACAGUUCGCCAGCCGCCCACUAUUGCGAGCUUCGCGGCCCAGCAAGCGGUGGAGGCCGCGACGGCGGCCCGCAAAGCGGCUGCCGCCGACGUGGCCCUGAGCCGACGCUUAGAGGAGGCCGCGUCCGCCCGGGCGGAGGAAGCGCACCGGGACGUAGUAGCCCAAAAGCGGAAGGCUGUGGCGGCCCGGUCCGAAAAUGCGGAGCUGGUGCGCGCCCAGCGGGAGGCCUGCGAGCGUAGGGCGGCCGAGCUCCGGAGAGAGCAGCGGGCGCUCGAGCUGCUUGAGGCGGACGGGCGCCAGCUCAUCGCGGAAGCCAACGUCGCUCGCGGCCAGCGUGAGAGUGUCUGCGAGCGCCGGGAGGCCCGGGAGGAGGCGGAGCGCCGGGUUCGCGCGGUUCGCGGUGAGGGGCACGCGACUGCGCGGAUGGCGGAGUCGGUCCUCAGCGCGGAGGGCCGGUCGAUGCGCCCGGUGCCCCUGCUGCGAGACCCCGUGGAGGUACAGCGUGUAACCCACAAACGGGCGGAGCGCGCGGCUCGCGACGCCGAGGCUCUCCGCAAGGGUCCGGAAGGUGGUUCACGANUGAUACGCCCGGUGCCCCUACUGCGGGACCCCGUGGAGUUUCAGCGUGUAACCGACAAACGGGCGGAGCGCGCGGCUCGCGACGCCGAUGCUCUCCGCAAGGUCUCCGCAUCGGACAUGGCCACCAUCAAGGCGGUCGCCAAGUCCAGGGUCCGGAAGGUGGUUCACGAUGCCUUCCCUGUCGUUGAUCCUGCUCCUGCAUCGGGCGGUGCUGAGGUCAAGGGGGAGGUGCCCGGUCUCCUGUCCGCCGAAAUAGAGGAGGCGGCACAAAUGUCCAAGGCUGCUCGGGUGCUUGUCCAACAUGAUCCGAUNUUCCUGUCCGCCGAAAUGAAGGAGGCGGCGCAAAUGUCCAAGGAUGCACGGGUGCUUGUCCAACAUGAUCCGACGAUGUCCUUCGAGCAGGCUCUAAAGGGGCUUGCUGCUAUACGCCGGUUUCGCACGGAGCAGCGCGGCAAGCGCAAGGCUUGGGACUCCGGGUCUGUCGACGGGCGUGCCCCUGGAGGUAACGGGACGCGUGGGAGCCCUGGACACCAGCGUGGUCAGGACCGCGGGCGCAACCAAGGCCGUGGAGGGCAGAGUCCGCGCGGCGAUGGCUCGGCCUCCAGCGGGAGCCAGUCUGGGCGUGGUUCUGGCUCCUCGUGGAAAAAACGAGGCGGUGGACGCCAGAACAGGUCCGAUCAAUCUGACGGUUGUGAUAGCGAAGAUGGGUACGAAGAACCGGUCCUGUUGGGUAGACCGGACGAGAGUUCUUCCGCGGUGGUGCCGGAAGCUAUAGACACAUCCUUUCCGAUUGCUCUUGAACGGGGGUCUGCGGCUGUCAAAUUUCAGUCCGAUCCUACCGUUAAACCGGAAACCAAACCUGCGUUGGGAAAAAGCGAGCCGGUUACACCUGUCGCUCCUCUAGCCGAGGUAACACGACCGACUCCCGAUCCUGCCGCAAACGACCCUGUCAAAACCGAGCACAACAANCAACCUCAGUCCGAUCCGACCGUUAAACCGGAAACCAAUCCUGCGUUGGUAAAACGCGAGCCGGUUACGCCUGUCGCUCCUCUAGCCGAGGUAACACGACCGACUCCCGCUCCUGCCGAAAAAGACCCUGUCAAAACCGAGCACGACAAUGCUAUUCGGGGAAAAUUUGCUGUAAUGGCAACCAAAAACUUGAUGACAAUGCCGUUGACCCCGUUGCAAAACGGUGAUGAUGUAGUGGAGCUUGUCCAACUCUCCUCGGCCAUCACCAAAUCCGUCGAGCAAAUUCGCGCCAGUGCGCAAGACUUUGACUCGGACCAUUGGGUUCGAGGAUGGGAAAAGGUUUUAGAGCGUCACCUCAUCAAACCCGUUCGAAAAAACCACGCGAAAUCUGCGGCUACCAAACAGAUCCUAGUGGCAGCGGUCAACCAGUCCGUCAGAGCGACGGAUUCGGGCAUGAGUGGGCCGGACGCUCUGAAACUGUUGCUGCGGGCCGUCUGCAGCGGGCUGAGCACGGUGACGCCGGCGCUGGUACUGCAACAGCUACAGAACUUUGCGGUUCCGGCUGGCACGACCUUCAAAGCGUAUCUUGAAGACCUGAAGGUGUUAGUCGAAAGUGUUCAGAUGGUUGGCUUUGCAGAAGAUGGUACACUGCAAGUCGCCGUGAAGGCAGGUGUCACCGAUCAGUAUGCCACGUGCACCGCACCAGUGUUCCAUGGUAGGAACACGCAGGCCUUACCCUAUGACUCGUUAGAGAGUCUCAUGGAGGCUCUGGAUGAUAUGACCGACAAUACUACUACUGCAACGGCUUCCGUGCAUGUGCGGGGAGUAGGGUCCGUCAUGCCACGAGGGCAAGCGGGCAUGUCGGUUAGCUCCCGAGGUAGAUACGGUGGUGGUGUGGCCCAGUAUUACGAUGAGUCGCGGGAAUUCUGGCAGGUUAGCCAGGUGUCGCGCGGAAACAAGGGGUUUGGGCGCAACGAUGAUGACCCAAACUUCUUCGUGCAGCUUUCUGAUAAUCAAGAACGGGACCGAGCUCGGCGAGAGUUCGGGCCAAAGUCUCGUAAUUGUGGUGUGGAAGAACCGUUCCACUUGGCAAGAGAAUGCCCUGACAAACUCAUGAAUGUGUCGGGCUUGAUCCAUCCCGACAUUGCCGUUGGUGACCCCGAGACGGUGGAAAAAAAUUGGCGCCGUUGGCAACAGAGGUUGUGCUCAUGGGCGGAUACCCAACGGAAGAAAAGAUUCAACCGUGGGAACCGUCGCAGCGGGUGACAUGUCAAACAACGACCCGGCCCACUUGUUGAUAGCAGAGCGGCCAAAAACGCACAUUAUAUCCCAAGACGUGCGUGUUGCUUUGGGAAGCAGAAAGUUUGGAGUAAACAAAGAACCUCCGGCGACCGAAAAGAUAGAAAAUGAGAGAUCCGUGUUGCGCGCCACGAAUCUUGAGACAAGCGGUAACAACGGUGUGUAUGUCGCGGACCUCGAGCACCGAGAGAAAGGAAGUAAUUACCCCUUUCCAAUGUAUGAAGUGCCCACAAAAGCACCAAAGUGCACAACUCCUAAUUCCGAUGUGACAACUGUUGAAGUUCCACAUUCUGUUCAGGGAGUCGCCCGUCCGAAUGGUGACAAUCGUCAGAAUAGGCCC
Messenger RNA from Ectocarpus sp. CCAP 1310/34, 5389 nucleotides. The record is from the annotation of a GenBank genome assembly. NCBI's taxonomy places the organism in Eukaryota, Phaeophyceae, Ectocarpales, Ectocarpaceae.